UAUGGCUUUGUUUGCUAACCUCUUGGUUACCAUGCUUAUUCCAGUAUAAAACCCAGUAGUCUCAUAAUCAAGGAGAGGAGAGGACAACGAGCAUCAGAAGAGCAAGGCUUACAGGAGUGUCUGCAGAGUAGAGAAAAAGAAAAACUUUUUGAAGACUGCAGAACAAAACAGAAAAAGGAGUGGCUGAAAACCAACAGGCAGAAGAAAAGAGAAAGAAUUUAAGAUUCAGGGAAGGGCAUCAGUAUCUCAUUAGUGAAGAAGAGGCCUCCAUCAUGUUUCAAGCUCAUUGCAUCUUGUUAUGCCUACUACUCACCGCAGCUGUUUUACCAACAUCAAAAGCAUCUAGCACAGCUGAAACACCCACUACAAUAUCAUCAACAACUGUCCCCACAACAGCCACCAUCCUCCCAACAACUGAAACAACUACCACAGUAAUACCAGGCAGCACUGCCCCAACAACUAGAACAACUAAUGCAAACACUGCAACAACAUCAACAGAAAAUACCACAACAAUUAUAACAAGCGUCUCUCCAACCACUGAAACAACCAACACAACUCCAGACAUCACCUCCUCAACCACCAACUCAUUCACCACAGUAACAUCAAUCACUACUACGACUCCAUCCACCAUCACCUCAGCAAAGGAAACAACCAGCACUUACACCCCAACAACUGAAACAACCAGCACAUCCACCUUGACAACUGAAACCUCCUCGAAAACGAAGCCAACUCCAUCUGAAGCAGGCAGCACAACUAAAUCAGUAAACAGCUUGGCAUCAACUGAGUUGGUCACCACAGCAAAGCUGGAAACAGCAAAGUCAACAUCAAUGGUACAAACAGAUAGCACUCGACCUGCACCAAUUACCAUGGAAUCAACCACUCCUGAUGGAUCUCCUGAAUAUUCCUGUCCCGAGAAUUACACAAUGCCAUGUAAUGGCACCUUCAAGAACUGCACUGUUAACUGCACUUCAGUGGAAGACUGCCCGUUUUUCUGUAAUAAUACAAGCAACCAUACAACAGACUGUGCUGUUUCUAUCUGUGAUCAAUCAGAACUAAAUAUUACAGGCUGUGUCUCUCUGUGUACAAUUAGCAUUUUGGAGGACUGCAUUUGCCUGAUUCCACAAUCACCAUCAUCAUCACCCUCAACAUCAGACACACUGUCAGAUGGGGAAAUUGCAGGCAUUGUGGUAGGAUCAGUAGCUGGUGUUGCAGCAGUCGGUGGUGGAAUUGUCCUAGUUGUUAAGCUCCUUGGAGCCUAAAAGAUUCAAGACUCAACUCUAAAGAAGUCCAACAGAGCACAUAUUUGGCACAUGGAGGUUCACUCUUGUUUACACACGGCAGCAUUUGCACUUUGCACAAUUAGGCACAAAACCCUCCAGUUGUACUAUAAGAUUGCCUUCAUCAUCAGUGCUCUUUAUAUUUAUACCUUUUAAUUUUUCUCCCAGCAUUCGGCUCAAUGUUACCCAUCAGUCAACUGCAUACUGUAUUCAAAUUUAUUUGCAUAAUAAGUUCAGCUAUGUUGUUAAAUAUGUGAUCAUGUUUUGUGUAAGGCUGUGCAGCAGCUAAUAAUCAGUUAUUGUUGAGUACACUGCUUCACUACUUGAAGGCAGGGCUCACUGGAACAUAAGGGCCAUUAAGGAUAUAUUUUGGAGGGGCUACUGUGAUAAUAUCUUGGGUCAAGUGUAUGGUGGCAAUUGAAUAUGGGAUUUGUACCAUAUUUCCUAUUGGGCUGUUAAGCGUGUUGAUUUUGAAAAUGGUUUACAUCACAGCAAAAGACAUGUCAGAAAAGGCAUUUGCUGCACUAUAUUUCACAAUACUUGGGCUGCGAUGGAGACUGUACAGUCUCAGGUUGUGUGAUACUGUGCACAGUGUUUAAUUUGUGAAUCGCAUUGUCAGCUUAGGGUACAGAGGCCCCAAUGUACAGGACAGAAAUGCUUAGUUUCUAACUGAUGGGCAAUUUCAACUAGCUACUGUAAAUGGUCACAUGCAGAGCAAAAUACAUAUUGUUUUCCAAAGCAGUGACAUUCAGAUUACCCAGAACCAUUUAUAUUGAUUGUACCGUGCUACCUAAUUAUGAGCAUUCAUUCUUUUUACUUCUCAAUUGCUCAAACCAGUGUUAUCCUAUAAAGCAAUGGAGGGUACACUGGGGGCAUUGAUACCUUCAAGAUGAUCUACUAUGAGUUUUAGGUACACAUGGCUGAUGUUUUUUUUAUGUUGAACAUCAUAUUAAGCUUGUAUCGUGGUUGGAGAAUUUCACCAAGUUGUGUUUGAAUGUCAAACCUCAUAUUGGCUUAUUCUUUCACAAAUUAAAGUUUCUGUAAGCUGAAGUCUACAUUUCAUUGACCUUCAGACAUCUUCAUGUCAACUUUAGUUUGGCUUCUUUAUACUGAUUUUUGCAUUUUGUUAAUCUUGUAUGUGAGACUACAUUGCUGAACACAAUUGAUGUACAUCACCUCAACACAGAUGAAAACCCUUGUGGCACUUCUACAAGAAUUAUUAAAAAAACUUUUAAAAAGCCAGAAAGGUCAGAAAUUAUUUUAGCAGAAUUUUGGCCAUAUACAGUAAACUAGCAAUGCUUGUAACGGUCAUAAUGGACUGUGCCUGGGACUAUGUACAGCGUCCUAUGGAACCCCAAAGACACCAAACCUACAGUCCGUGUGGUCCCAGUAAUGGUAGAUGCUCAGUUCAUUAGACUGAGUACCCUACUCGUACAAGUUUAGUUUUCUUCUGCUUUUACCUUACUGACUUUCACACCCCGAUGCGUGAUACUGCUGAAUCCCAGUGAUUAAGCACAGGAGGGGACAGCCAGGCCGGUCAAGUACUGGGACAGGCCAGCUGUAACUGGUUGACAUUUAUAUGCAGUUUUAUGCCACAGUAGUAUGAGGGAAAGGAAUAUCUAAUAAAAAAUAAAUUUGCCUUCUAAAAGCAGGUGACAAGGUGGUGGUUGUCUGCAGGUCAAAGACCACAGAGCUUCCAUGUGCCAGCUGCCCUUUUCU
Molecule: messenger RNA, 2996 nt
Organism: Erpetoichthys calabaricus (reedfish)
Lineage: Eukaryota; Metazoa; Chordata; Cladistia; Polypteriformes; Polypteridae
Exons: 5
Coding region: 273-1259 (328 amino acids)
Source: RefSeq, a predicted model, not a curated record